Rhea pennata is the source of this 5270-nucleotide messenger RNA. It is a transcript of the gene KLHL29, whose product is annotated as kelch like family member 29. Bases 263 to 3079 code for a protein of 938 amino acids. The record is from RefSeq and is a predicted model, not a curated record. Gene Ontology annotation, molecular function: protein binding. The transcript has 15 exons. Lineage: Eukaryota; Metazoa; Chordata; Aves; Rheiformes; Rheidae.
GCGGGCAGACGGCAGCAUGGUCGCGGCUCCGCGGCAGGCUCCGCGCCGCGCCCCCCGCCCCGCCGCCCCCCAGCGCCGCUCCGGGCGCCCCCAGCCGCGCGGGGCGGCUCUGCCCUAGGCGGGGAGGCUGCAAUGCACAAGCCGCCGCCCGCCGCCGCGCAUCCUCCCGCCGCCUGAGGAAGCGGCCGCGCACCCGCCCCGCCGGCGCCCAGCGCAGCGAGGCCCUACUGUUUAUCCUGCAGUUACUCAUCUCUAUCAAACCAUGAACGGGCUCAGAUUUCCUCAAGGUAAUCUGGCUUCCCAGAAACCCCCUGCUAAAUGCAAGGGUUUGCUGUCCUCUUUAUUGACUGUUAUACCUGAGGCUGGUUUUAACGCAGAUUCUGGACAUCAUAAGGCAAGCUCUCGAGUUCCCUUCGAGAAGCAGCCGCCCUCCAGCGAGAUGUCACGGCACCACAGCCGCUUUGAAAGAGAGUAUCGCGCCGGCUGGGACCGCCGGGAAUGGAGUGCCAACGGCAACCACGUCAGCAGCGGUAGCUGCGGCAGCGCCGCGAGCAGCACCGGCAGUGCCCGGCCCGGGCUGCUGCCCCUGCCCAUCGUCCCCUCCCGGAUGCCCACCCCGGCCACCGCGCCGUGCACCACCGGCAGCAGCGAGGCUAUCACAAGCCUGGUGGCCAACUCGUCUGCAGCAGCCACUACCAAAACACCUUGCAUUUCCAAGACUGAAAAUCAGCCUCAAGGACUUGCAACUAGCGUUAGGUGGGGACAGACACCCAUCAAUCAGUCUACACCCUGGGACACUGAUGAGCCACCAUCUAAACAGAUGAGGGAGAGUGAAAACCCAGGUGCGGCGCCGUGGGUGACGACGGUGGCGGCGGGCAGCCAGCCGGCGCUGAUCCCGCACUCGUACGGCAUGACCCAGCCGCCCAGCUUCAGCCCGGCCGCCAGCGCCCAGGCGCCCGUCAUCGGCGUGACGCCCUCGCUGCCCCCGCACGUGGGCCCGCAGCUCCCGCUCCUGCCGGCACACUACCAGCUCCCGCAGCAGCCCUCGCAGCCCCUCAGCAACAUGGUGGUCAACCUCCAGAGCCAGCCCCUGUACACCAACAGCCAGCCGCUCAGCAUGUCCUCCCUGAGCGGCGUCGGCCCCGGCGCCCACCCGGGCCACGGGGCCGCGGGCAACGGCCACCUGCCCUGCCCGCUGCUGCCGCCGCCGCCGCCGCCGCCGCCCUCGGCCGCGCUGCCCGGCGCCGGACCCGCCACCAACGGCCAGGCCGCCCCGCCGCUGCCGCCCACGGCCGCCGCCGCCGCUGCCGCCCAGGAGGCCGCCAACGGCCUGCAGAUGCUGCGGACCAUCGGCGUGGGGAAGUACGAGUUCACCGACCCCUGGCACCCCAAAGAAAUGUUGAAGGAGUUGAACCAGCAACGCAGAGCGAAAGAGUUUACAGACCUGAAAAUUAUUGUUGAAGGCAAAGAGUUUGAAGUCCACCAAAAUGUUCUAGCUUCCUGCAGCUUGUAUUUCAAGGACCUGAUUAAAAGGUCACCACGAGACGGUAGCCGAAGCGGGGAGAAGCUGGAACUGGCCAUGUCAAACCUCACCGCAGAUGUCCUGGAGUUACUCCUGGAGUUUGUUUAUACAGGUUCUUUGAUCAUCGAUUCGGCCAAUGCAAAAACUCUACUGGAAGCUGCCAGCAAGUUCCAGUUUCAUACUUUCUGUAAAGUCUGCGUUUCAUUUCUAGAAAAACAGCUGACUGCUAGCAACUGCUUAGGAAUAUUAGCCAUGGCCGAAGCCAUGCAGUGCACUGAACUAUACAACAUGGCCAAAGCAUAUGCCCUGCAGAUUUUCCCAGAGGUGGCAAACCAAGAAGAGAUCCUUAAUAUCUCGAAAGAUGACUUCAUUUCCUACAUGUCCAAUGACAGCCUGAACACCAAAGCAGAGGAGCUGGUGUAUGAAACAGUGAUAAAGUGGAUUAAGAAGGACGCUGCAAUCAGAGCUCAGUACGCCGCGGAGCUGCUGGCGGUGGUGCGCCUUCCCUUCAUCCAUCCCAGCUACCUGCUCAACGUGGUGGACAACGAGGAGCUGAUCAAGUCGUCGGAGGCCUGCCGGGACCUCGUGAACGAAGCCAAGCGCUACCACAUGCUGCCGCACGCCCGCCAGGAGAUGCAGACGCCGCGCACCCGGCCCCGGCUCUCUGCAGGAGUGGCUGAGGUGAUCGUCUUAGUGGGCGGCCGUCAGAUGAUCGGCAUGAAUCAGCGCGCCUUAACGGCGGUCACCUGCUUAAACCCUCAAAACAACAAGUGGUACCCGCUGGCCAGCCUGCCCUUCUACGACCGGGAGUUUUUCAGCGUGGUCAGCGCAGGAGACAACAUCUAUCUCUCAGGUGGCAUGGAGUCUGGCGUCACGCUUGCCGACGUCUGGUGUUACAUGUCCCUGCUCGAUAACUGGAACCUCGUGUCCCGGAUGACGGUCCCCAGGUGUCGACACAACAGCCUGGUGUACGAUGGGAAAAUAUAUACCAUUGGUGGGGUUGGCGUGGCCGGCAACGUUGACCACGUGGAAAGGUACGAUACGAUAACGAACCAGUGGGAGACCAUCGCGCCUCUGCCCAAGGCCGUGCACUCGGCCGCCGCUACCGUCUGCGGGGGCAAGAUCUACGUCUUCGGCGGGGUGAACGAAGCCGGCCGAGCGGCGGGCGUCUUGCAGUCCUACAUCCCUCAGACUAACUCGUGGAGUUUUAUAGAGUCGCCCAUGAUCGAUAACAAAUAUGCUCCUGCAGUCACUCUCAAUGGGUUCAUCUUUAUUCUUGGAGGAGCUUAUGCAAGAGCAACCACCAUCUAUGACCCAGAGAAAGGCAAUAUUAAAGCAGGUCCCAACAUGAACCACUCCAGGCAGUUCUGCAGUGCUGUGGUUCUCGAUGGAAAAAUUUAUGCCACUGGUGGGAUUGUUAGCAGCGAAGGACCUGCGCUGGGAAACAUGGAAGCCUACGACCCUAAGACAAAUACUUGGACGCUUCUCCCAAACAUGCCGUGCCCCGUUUUUCGACAUGGCUGUGUAGUAAUCAAGAAGUACAUUCAGAGCGGCUGAUGUUACCGAGGAGGUGGACGGAGAACUGUUUGUGCCUGUCGAAAGCAGGCAAGAAGAAGAAUACUACUAAAGAAGCGAAAGCAGCAAAGACAGACAACCAGUGAACAUACUGCUCUAAAGUCUUGAUUAGAGUCUACAUUGAAUGUAGAAAAAUCAUCCUCACCUUUUGGUGAGCAAGGAGCAGAGCGCUCCGUGCUAUGUAUGAUAAUGUAACUUAAUAACACAAGUGUGUCACUAGAUGUUAUAGUGGCACUUGUUCUGGACGUUGGCUUUUGGUCAACCCAGGUGCAAUAGAAUUUCACAUAUUUUUUAAGCUGGGGAAGAGAGGAAGAAAAUCUGCAUUUUACUUCUACAGCUCAAGCUUGAUUCUUAAAAUAACCAUGCAGAUUAGUUUUACUGUUACACUUUAGGCAUCAGGCUAUUCGAAAGGUCAAAGUGUCCUUACCACUUUGAUUCCUACAUUUGUUUUUAACAAGUACAUGCUUUUCAAUACCAAUGACUGAGAUGAAUCUUGUGUGACAGAUGGCUUACAUUGAUGUCAGUCUUCCAUCGGAUCAAAUGGAUAUUUCAGUUCUCUAGAGCAGAGCCCGAAAGGGGCACGAGGUGGGGGCUGGGGAGAAGAGUAGCCGUUGGGGAUGCAAAUCCGGGUAACACGAUGAAAGAGGGGUCCGCUGGGCUGCGGGAGUUCCUGCUCCCGGUGGUACUGGCGUGCGCACGCGUGGGCACGUGCACAUUCGCUGGCAGUUGGGGAGGAGGGAGGGGAAGAAUCUAAAGUUUUAUUCCCAUUUUCUGCUGAUGAGCAAACUUGGCAGCGCUCGAUUCCCGUAAUGCAAACUGAAAUUGCAUUAGACUCCAGAGGCCUUCUGCUAAUUAACUACAUUUUAGUUGUUCUGAUUGGACUCGCAUUAAAAAUACAUUGUAAUGUGGGAUUUCCACAUUUUCAAGAAGUUGAGAAGAUGCCUCUCAUUGCGGCUACGCGCUCGCUUUUGGCUCUCAACCAAAAUUCCUUAUGUUGGGAUAUACGCCACUAUUUUUUCCUCUGAUGUAAAGUUUGAGUUGCUUUAAAAAAAAAAAAAAAAAAAAGUUUUCCCACAGGUGUGGGGAUCUUACCUUAUACUUAUUUACAGAUUUUAAAUACCUAAAUUUAAAUCCCAUGGUAGAAAAAUGCAUAAAUAAAAUGCAAGCCCAAUAUAACAGACUUAAAACAAUUAUUAUGUAGAGUUGUAAGUAUAUACACAGCACAGGGGUUAUAUUUUUAUAUAUAUUAAAAUAUUGUCUAUCCAGAGAAUCAUUGUGAUGUGGAAAUUCUUUAUAAAUUUAUACAUCAAAGGAUCAAGUGGCAGAUGGUCAGGGUAAUAUAGAGGGGGCAGGGAAGAUUCUUUAAAAAAAAAAAAAAAAAAAAUCAACGACUAGAAAAUAACCCCAAGCUAAGGAUUGUCUGAUUUCUUUUCAAGUAGAAGGGGAAAAGUUACCAUACUUGCCUUUGCAGACUCAAAUUCCAAAUGCCACGAUGGUAUUCAAGGAGGAGGUCUUUUACAAGGUGCGAGUGAGAUGUUGCAGUCAAUAUCUGGUUGAAUUUCAUACCAAAUAUGUUAGCCUUUUUAUACUGAGGGAGGUCUGCCUACAGCUUUGGGGAAAUCAAUGCAGAUGGUUAGCUAAUCAUCUUAUUUUAUUAAUAAUUGUUUAUAAAAUAAAAGAAAAAAAUUAAAUUUGUAUCUUGCAGUAUUUAAAAAAAAUGUGCUCAAGUCAGCUGAAUCAAGCUACAGGGUGACUCAAGUCUCUCAUUUUGACAGUGAGGUUCCAGCCUUUGUUAUGCAGUUUUAUUUAUUCUUUAAAGAAAAAAAAAUAAGCACAACAAAAUUAUAUACUAGUAUAUGUCAUUUAAAGUAUUUAUGUCAAACAGGGUGCAAGUGUGAACCUUAAAGAUUGGAGCACAAGUUUCUAACUGCCUGGGGCAGGACUAAUUUUAGUGUUGGUGUGUGUCUACCUCCAAAGGAGGUGCUACCUGUCAACAGACCUAAACACAUUCAACAUUUCCAACUUAGCUUAUUUCUUCAUUUCUCACACUGGAGCAAAACUGGCUAUUUCUGUGAAUAAUAUUAAAAACAGGGUUAUCUGUAAUGGUAUUGUAUAUAGUUUAUGUUUACUGUUAAGUUCUUGUUAUAUUAUAAUAAAUAUAUUUAUAGAUCUA